AUGAGAGGCUCUGGUGUUUUGCAGGCCCUAGCGGUAGCUAGCUGCGCUAGCUACGCUUCUGCGUUUACUGUGCAGGAUAAGUUGCACGGACAAACUGUGUUGGACAAGGCGGUUGAUGCGUUGGGAUUGGACGCGUCUGAGCUUUUGAGGUCGCUUCCGGGCCAUUUAAAGACGGCUUGGAACGAAAUGGGUAUGUUGUAUCCUCAGGAAGCCAGCCAGUUGGAGUUUGUUUCCAAGCCCAAGGGGAAGAUUGUCAAGCACGACAAGUGGGACCAUGUUGUGAGGCCAGAGAGCUUUGUGUCUACGGCUAGCGUCAACAACGACAACGUCGGGAACUACCAGUUGCGUGUGAAGAAGAUCAAGGACCCUAAGGUGCUUGGCGUGGACCCCGACGUGAAGCAGUACUCUGGUUACUUGGACGUUGAAGACGAGGACAAGCACUUCUUCUACUGGUUCUUUGAGUCCAGAAACGACCCCAAGAACGACCCUGUUAUCUUGUGGUUGAACGGUGGGCCAGGGUGUUCCUCUUUGACUGGUUUGUUCUUCGAAUUGGGUCCAUCUUCCAUUGGCGAAGAGGUGAAGCCAAUUUACAACCCACACUCUUGGAACAGCAACGCUUCCGUUAUCUUCUUGGACCAGCCAGUCAACGUUGGUUACUCUUACUCUUCAUCAGAAGGUGUCUCAAACACUGUUGCUGCAGGUAAGGACGUGUAUGCGUUCUUGCAAUUGUUCUUCCAGCAAUUCCCCGAGUACGCCUCUGGCCAAGAUUUCCACAUUGCUGGUGAAUCUUAUGCGGGCCACUACAUCCCUGUGUUUGCUACAGAGAUUUUGUCGCACCCACAAGAGGAACGUUCUUUCAACUUGACCUCUGUUUUGAUCGGUAACGGUUUGACCGACCCCUUGAGCCAGUACCCUGAGUACGAGCCUAUGGCUUGUGGUCAAGGUGGUGAGCCAUCUGUGUUGGACGAGGAGCAAUGUGAAAACAUGUUGGAAACGCUACCCAGAUGUCUAAACUUGAUUCAAUCUUGCUACGAAUACGAAUCUGUUUGGUCAUGUGUGCCAGCCUCCAUCUACUGUAACAACGCUCAAAUGGGUCCAUACCAAAACACAGGUAAGAACGUGUACGACAUCCGUAAGGAGUGCAAGGGCAACCUAUGCUACGACGAGAUGAAAUACAUGGACGAGUACUUGAACCUGGACUACGUCAAGGAGGCCGUGGGUGCCGAAGUCGACAACUACGAGUCCUGUAACUUCGACAUCAACAGAAACUUCUUGUUUGCCGGUGACUGGAUGAAGCCAUACCACAAGCACGUUGCCGAAUUGUUGGACCAAGACUUGCCUGUUCUAAUCUACGCUGGUGACAAGGAUUUCAUCUGCAACUGGUUGGGUAACAAGGCAUGGACCGAUGUGCUUCCAUACAAGGAUGCCGAAGAGUUUGCCAAGCAACCAGUCAAGAAGUGGGUCACCUCUGUCGGUGAGCACGCUGGUACCGUCAAGAAUUUCGACAAGUUCACCUUCUUGAGAGUGUACGGUGCUGGCCACAUGGUGCCAUUCGACCAACCAGAGAACUCCUUGGAGAUGGUCAACGACUGGGUCAACGGCAAGUUUGACUUCAAGCACUAG
Molecule: messenger RNA, 1623 nt
Organism: Kluyveromyces marxianus DMKU3-1042
Lineage: Eukaryota; Fungi; Ascomycota; Saccharomycetes; Saccharomycetales; Saccharomycetaceae
Gene: PRC1
Product: carboxypeptidase C PRC1
Exons: 1
Coding region: 1-1623 (540 amino acids)
Biological process (GO): proteolysis
Cellular component (GO): fungal-type vacuole
Molecular function (GO): serine-type carboxypeptidase activity
Source: RefSeq, a predicted model, not a curated record